AUGGCCGAUAAUUCUUUUAACGGGCUGCAGAAUUGCUCUAGCCCUGAGGCUAUAAGGCGCGAGAACAUUGCAAAUGGCCGAGCGAAUAGCGAGAAAAGCACGGAGAGAGGCAAGGUUUCUUAG
Messenger RNA from Penicillium daleae, 123 nucleotides. RefSeq lists its product as uncharacterized. NCBI's taxonomy places the organism in Eukaryota, Fungi, Ascomycota, Eurotiomycetes, Eurotiales, Aspergillaceae. The coding region runs from base 1 to 123 and encodes 40 amino acids. The record is from RefSeq and is a predicted model, not a curated record. The transcript is spliced from 2 exons.